Girardinichthys multiradiatus is the source of this 4910-nucleotide messenger RNA. RefSeq names its product protein kinase N1a (gene pkn1a). The transcript is spliced from 23 exons. Gene Ontology annotation, biological process: signal transduction; protein phosphorylation. The coding region runs from base 789 to 3623 and encodes 944 amino acids. The record is from RefSeq and is a predicted model, not a curated record. Gene Ontology annotation, molecular function: ATP binding; small GTPase binding; protein serine/threonine kinase activity. NCBI's taxonomy places the organism in Eukaryota, Metazoa, Chordata, Actinopteri, Cyprinodontiformes, Goodeidae.
CGAGCGUCGGGAACGCGCGAGUGAACGCUGCCUGUGCUUGCUGGAGGAGCCCUCCUCACACACAGGCUGCUUGAACGUCUGAAAGUGUUGUUCCUUCCAGUCCAGGUUCUGCUGCUCCAAAACAAAGAAAACCGUCCUCUGUGCUGCCCGAGUUUAACCGGAGCCACCGUGACCUUUGACGGACACUCUGACUUUUUCUUUCUCUUAAUUUUGACAGUGUGAGCGGCGUGUUCUUCUUCUUGGGAGGCAUGUGAUACAUCCAGGAGACUGAGGCGUGUUCGUGUUUCACGGAUGUUACCGGGAGAACAGGAGGAGGAAGGAGGCUUUUCUUUCAUCGUGGAUGUGGUUUUUUCGGGGGUUUGGCUAGCUGUUGCAUGGCAGACACAUUAAAGACAGGAUGAACACAGACUUUGGAGCUGAACAGCUUACUUUUAAUGUUGUAUGGUGAAAUAAUAGUAUUUUUUCUAACCCCGGACUGACAGCUGGUUUUGGCUUUUGUGAGGUGGCGCCGGCUAACGCUGGUCAAACACACUGGGAAGGAGCAGCUCAGGCGCGGCCAGGCGAGCCAACAAUGCAGAUGUUCUCCUGACUUUGACUUUGUGUUCUCACACUGCAGAAAGUUUUAGAUAAAAACUCGCGGGACGAACAGUGACUACUUCCUCUGCUGAUCGGUUCAUUGUCUCGGAAAGUAGACGCCGUGUCCAGCCGUGGGGGGCUGUAAUCAUCACAGGUGCACAGGUUCUCUGUGAAGCUGCGUGGAGACUAGAAAACACCCAGCGGGGACAAGCAUGGCGAACGACUCCAUCCAAAGUGACCCUGGCGAGCUGUCUGUUCUGGAGCAGCUCGGUUUGGACCAGAACUCUGACUUCUCAGACUCGAGCGUUCAGCAGCUCCUGGAUGAGCAGCGGGAGAGGAUUCGCAGGGAGAUUCGGAAGGAGCUGAAGAUCAAGGAGGGUGCUGAGAACUUACGCAGGGCCACGACUGACAAGAGGAACGCACAGCAGGUGGACAGUCAGCUGCGCUCUUCGAACCGGAGGCUGGACAACCUGCACGCUCAGCUGCAGGAGCUGGAUGCUCACAUCGUGGUGAAGGGAGGCGAGGACAGUAAAGAUGAGUGUCCUCGGUCUCCGGGGGCGGAGAGCCGCACGUCAGCCCACAAAGAACGCAUCGCUGCCCUGGAGAGGCAGCUCAACAUCGAGCUCAAAGUCAAACAGGGGGUGGAGAAUAUGAUCCCCAUCUACGCCAAUGGAUCCACCAAGGAUAAGAAAAUGUUGCAGACAGCCCAGCAAAUGCUGCAGGACAGCAAGACCAAAAUCGACAUCAUCCGAAUGCAAAUACGGAAAGCUGUGCAGGCCACUGAGCACACAGAGGACACACAGGGUAACCAUGACCUCUGUGGGGUGGAGCUGCGUAUCGAAGAGCUGAGACAUCACUACAGGGUGGAACACGCCGUCGCUGAGGGCGCCAAGAAUGUCCUCCGGCUCCUUGGGGCCAACAAGGUUCAGGACAAGAAGGCCCUGUCUGAGGCACAGUCUCGUCUCAGCGAGGCAUCUCAGCGGCUGGACCUUCUCAGGGACUCCUUGGACCAGCGUUUGUUAGAGCUGCCAGAGGACCAUCCCAAGGCCAGCAUUAUCAAGGAGGAGCUGGUUUUGGCCUCCUCCCCGGCUUUCAGCUCCCGCAACGGCGCCCCCUAUCUGCAAAACCAAUACAGCACCCUUAACAAGCCCUCUCCUCUCACGGGCACCCUGCAGGUGCAGCUGCUGGGCUGUGUUGGAUUGUUGGAGGUUGUCCCAGGUCGCAGUAAAGGGACAUCUGUCACGCUGCCUAGCUACAGCCCUGGAGACACCAAGUCCUUCAUGAGAGGCAGCAAGGGACUGUACGGACGCAGCGGCUCCGUCAGCGGGAAGACGCCCAGCAAGACGGAAGAACUCUCCUCUGAGGUGAGCGCUGUGCUAAAGUUGGAUAACACAGUGGUCGGACAAACGGCUUGGAGGACUGUUGGAGAGCAGGCCUGGGAUCAGACCUUCACUGUAGAGCUGGAAAGGUCAAGAGAGCUGGAGAUUGCCGUUUACUGGAAGGAUUAUCGCUCACUGUGCGCCCUGAAGUACCUGAAGCUGGAGGAGUUCCUGGACAACCAGAAGCACAGAGUUCAGUUGGAGCUCGAGCCUCAGGGCUUGUUGCUAGCUGAGGUGACCUUCUUUAACCCAGUCAUCGAGAGAGUUCCUCGCCUCCAGAGACAGAAGAAAGUCUUUUCAAAGCAGCAAGGCAAGGCGUUCCUUCGGGCGCGUCAGAUGAAUGUGGACAUCGGGACGUGGGUGAGGUUGCUCCGAAACGCCAUCCCCACCGUGAACAACUCAGGAACCUAUAGUCCCAGCACACACAGCCUGACUCUUAACUCCGGGGAGAUCUCAGUGGAGAAAUUGAGUCUGGACGACUGUCCCAUAAGAGGAGAUUACAAGAGAGAAACGGACACACUCACUCCUGUGAGGCAGACAGAGAAAGAGGAAAACCGGGAUAUAGGGGAGGAUCACCCAGCAGUCAUCGAGACCCUCUCUCCCCAAGACCCCACCCCUGAGUCCCCUGUCCAAACCCCAUCUGCUGGCAGGCAAAAGAAAGGACCACUGUCCCUUCAGGACUUCAAGCUGAUUGCUGUGUUGGGUAGGGGGCACUUUGGGAAGGUGCUGCUGUCAGAGUACAAGAAGACGGGCACGAUGUACGCCAUCAAAGCCUUGAAAAAAGGAGACAUAAUUGCUCGGGAUGAGGUGGAAAGCCUAAUGUGUGAGAAGCACAUCUUUGAGAUUGUGAACAUGUGUCACCAUCCCUUCCUGGUCAACCUGUUCGCAUGCUUCCAAACGCCGGAGCAUGUUUGCUUCGUGAUGGAGUACACAGCAGGAGGCGACCUGAUGAUGCACAUCCACACGGACGUCUUCACAGAACCACGAGCUGUGUUUUAUGCUGCCUGUGUGGUUCUUGGACUUCAGUUCCUUCAUGACCAUAAGAUUGUGUACAGAGACCUUAAGCUUGACAACCUUCUGCUGGACAGAGAUGGUUACGUAAAGAUUGCUGACUUUGGACUGUGUAAAGAAGGAAUGGGCUAUGGGGACCGCACAAGCACAUUUUGUGGGACCCCUGAGUUUUUGGCCCCAGAGGUCCUCACGGAUACAUCUUACACCAGAGCCGUGGACUGGUGGGGACUCGGGGUCCUCAUCUAUGAAAUGUUGGUUGGAGAGUCUCCAUUCCCUGGUGAUGAUGAAGAGGAGGUGUUCGACAGCAUUGUGAACGACGAAGUCCGCUACCCCCGCUUCCUCUCCACUGAGGCCAUUGGGAUUAUGAGACGACUGUUACGGAGGAAUCCAGAACGAAGGCUCGGAUCAGGCGAGAAGGAUGCAGAGGAGGUGAAGAAGCAGCCAUUUUUCAGAAACGUGGACUGGGAAGCAAUGCUGCAGAGGAAGGUGCCCCCUCCCUUUGUCCCGUCUAUUUGCGGCAAGGAAGACGUCAGCAACUUCGACGAAGAGUUCACCAUGGAGCCUCCGGCACUGACGCCUCCACGGGAGCCGCGCACGCUCUCCCGCAGAGACCAGGAGAGCUUCAGAGACUUCGAUUACGUCUCGGACCUCUGCUAGUGAACUGAAACUGCAGGCCUCAAAGGAAUGUUGGAUAUUUCUAAAGGCUUCGUCGAAGUUUAAGUCCCCAGCGGACGGGUGGUCUCUGCCUGCUGGCCGCACUCAUCUGCUAUUAAUUACACUGUGAAUGAACACAGAGACUGAGGGGAUUUUAGUGUGUCUACUUUUUAAAGAUCGUGAACUGUUAAAUCAAAGCUAGGACAGGUAGUUGUUGGGCUUAGAUGCUCCAUCACUAAAGAAGGAUAAAAAUAUAAGACCCUUUCAUCCAGUCAGUGUACACCAGAGAGGAAAGCGCUGGUCUUUCAUAAGACUCCUCUUAUCCUGGUAUGUGUAGCAACCUGUGCAGCUGUGAGGGGAGCAGCUGUGUACUGAUGACUGAUCAGGGGUUACUCUGUGGCCUCUCAAACCAAUGCCUUACAUUUUUACUUCCAUGUGUUUUGUGAUCCUUUGUAAACAGAUUAAAAAAGCGUGCAGUGGUAAAGGAAAAAAGAGAAUAUGUGCUCAAAAUUUGGUGAUUAUAUCUGAUACUCUUUGAUUUUAGAUUUUUAACUGUAGGGUAUAAACAAAACCACUGCUGUGGAUUAUUCUGGUGAUGUCCGCAAACGUCUUUUUAAAACUCUCCUGUUUUGAUUUUAUGUCUGUGAUUAGCAAAUACGUUGUAUUUAAUGCUUCCUUUGUGCAUUAUUCAGCAUCCAGCACAUUUUUUUAAAUGAGAUACUUUGAUUGGUAGAUUUAGUUGUCGCACAAAAACACUUAAAAGUCAGCAUUAAAACUAUGCUGCAUAGAGGUUACUGAAAGGUAAAAAUCUGAACACUAAACUGUGAUGUAUCAUGUUGUCACCUGUGGGUUGCAGGUUAAUUCAGUUAAUUACAUGUUAAUUACAUGCUACCAGAGUGUCUUCUGCAUGAAAUAAGCCAUUUCUCUCCAGGACCAGUAAAUCUUUAAGCUCAGCGGUUGCACACUUUUUUUUUUUAGGGUCUGAUUUAAGAACAUCACCAGAAGGGUGAUGAGGAUAACAAACCUUUUCUUCGUGGAUCCUCUCCGAUAGAUGUCAGCGGUGAGCGCCAAAUGUCGCUGCAAUAAACCAUCCUACGAGAGUUCAACAGAGGAAAACAUGUUGCAUAAAUAAACCAACAAAAAUCGAUUUCAUUUUAUGUAAACAUUUAGAGUACAGGAGUUGUUUGUUGUGCAACUAUAUGACCGUAUUGUUUGGAUUUUUCUUGUGUACGAUGAUAAAAACCCAGAAAACAUGAGAUGACAUCUUUUAUAAAGAAAUCCUGCAGUGAA